Aspergillus oryzae RIB40 is the source of this 849-nucleotide messenger RNA. It is a transcript of the gene aspA, whose product is annotated as putative septin AspA. Gene Ontology annotation, molecular function: GTP binding; GTPase activity; molecular adaptor activity. The record is from RefSeq and is a predicted model, not a curated record. The coding region runs from base 1 to 849 and encodes 282 amino acids. The transcript has 3 exons. NCBI's taxonomy places the organism in Eukaryota, Fungi, Ascomycota, Eurotiomycetes, Eurotiales, Aspergillaceae. Gene Ontology annotation, cellular component: septin ring; microtubule cytoskeleton; cytosol. Gene Ontology annotation, biological process: cytoskeleton-dependent cytokinesis.
AUGAAGCAAGGCAUCUUUGGUGAGAUUGUUGGAUACCUUGAGCGCCAGUACGAUGAUAUCCUUGCCGAAGAAUCACGAAUCAAGCGAAACCCCCGCUUCAGGGACAACCGUGUCCACGUCCUUUUGUACUUCAUCACACCCACUGGCCAUGGCCUCCGUGAGCUGGAUAUCGAAUUGAUGAAGCGUCUUUCGCCUCGUGUCAACGUCAUUCCCGUCAUUGGAAAGGCUGACUCCCUCACUCCUGCAGAACUGGCCGAGUCCAAGAAGCUGAUCAUGGAGGAUAUCGAGCAUUACCGCAUCCCCGUCUAUAACUUCCCUUACGACAUUGAGGAGGAUGACGAGGAUACCGUGGAAGAGAACGCUGAACUACGUGGGCUUAUGCCGUUUGCCAUCGUUGGCUCUGAUGACUUCGUGGAAAUCGAUGGCCGGAAAGUACGAGCCAGGCAAUAUCCUUGGGGAGUUGUUGAGGUUGAAAACCCUCGCCACUCUGAUUUCUUGGCCAUCCGAAGUGCUCUUCUUCACAGCCACCUUGCGGAUCUGAAGGAGAUCACCCAUGACUUCCUUUAUGAAAACUAUCGUACCGAGAAGCUCAGUAAGAGCGUUGACGGUGCCACUCCUACCCAAGAUUCGUCGAUGAACCCAGAAGACCUAGCAUCCCAGUCCGUCCGCCUGAAGGAGGAACAACUCCGUCGUGAGGAGGAGAAACUCCGCGAGAUCGAACUCCGGGUGCAGCGUGAGAUUGCUGAGAAGCGCCAGGAAUUGUUGGCUCGUGAGAGCCAGCUGAGGGAGAUCGAGGCUCGUAUGGCACGCGAGUCCAGCAGCCAGGACGUCGCCAAUGGUGAUGCUUAA